Rhipicephalus microplus (southern cattle tick) is the source of this 633-nucleotide messenger RNA. RefSeq names its product tigger transposable element-derived protein 4-like. The record is from RefSeq and is a predicted model, not a curated record. NCBI's taxonomy places the organism in Eukaryota, Metazoa, Arthropoda, Arachnida, Ixodida, Ixodidae.
AUGCAAACGGGCAUCGUGAAGAAAAGUGCGCGGGUAACCGUUGCAUUGAGCGAUGGAGACUUCGCGCCGAAGCGAAAGAAGAUGCGGACGGCUGCGCACAAGGGCUUGGAGGAUGUUCUGCUCGCAUGGAUCCAACGUGCUCGUAGCGUGAAUCUGCCAGUGAACGGCGUAGUUCUGAAGGCAAAAGCGGAGGAAAUUGCCCUACGAAUGAACAUUGAGUUUGCCUACAGCGACGGAUGGCUCGAUCGCUUCAGAAAAAGACACGGACUUGUGUUCCGAGCUAUUGCCGGUGAGGCCGCCGCCGUUGAUGAAGUGACCUGCAACGAUUGGAGGCUCACCAACCUGAAGGAGAUUCUUCAGGAUUAUGACCCCGGCGACGUCUACAACGUCGACGAGACAGCCCUCUAUUACCAGCUGCUUCCACAGAAGACGCUCGCUUUCACUUGCGACGACUGCACAGGGGAAAAGCACAGCAAGGUGAGGGUUACCGUACUCGUUGGGGCAAGCAUGUCAGGAAGCGACAAGCCGAAACUGUCGGUCAUCAGCAAAUCAAGAUCGCCGCGCUGCUCCAAGCACACCAAAACGCUGCCGGUGACCUACACGGCCAACUCAAAAUCCUGGAUGACUCAGUAG